UAAGAUAGUCCAUGGUCAGACAAUUCCAUCUUUGAAGUGUAAAAUGACUGAGUUGGUUGGGGUGGGGGGCAGGAGGGGAUGGAGAAAAGUGUUUUACCAGUCACCGUACUGAUACAGUUCUGUCAUUUCAGCUUUACUGUAACAUAUUAUCCACAGUAACUGUUUUGGUUUGCUCUGUAUUUGUAUAACUUUUCUCUCAACGCAAUGAAAUUUUAAUAACAUCAUCACUGCCUCCACUCAUUCACAUUUUGCUCUAGUGCUCAUAGAUUAAGUUGAUUCAGCAGGUCACUAGAAUUUCUCCGUAUCUUCUUUGCAUGCUCGAUGCCUGAUUUUACCCCCCACAGACUUCCUUAAAAGUCAGUGGGAAUUCUGGUGUUAUUUAAAAAAAAAAAAAAAAAAAAAAAAAGCUUUAAUUCCAGGCUUUCACAUGCUCUAUUUAUCCUCAGGUCCAUAAAGCUCUUCAAAUUAGCAAGCUAAGCAAACACUUUUUGUUCAUUCCUAUUCUAGUGAAUGCAAUCAGCUGCAGGCUAUAUUAGCAUUACUAAUACUUGCUGAUAAAUACAUGUGUGUCUCUGUGUUUGCAUCUGUAUCUAUAUGUCUGUGUGUAUAUCGGUAAGUAAAAGAUACAUAGCACGAAUAAGUUCAUAGGAAGUAGCAAUAGUCAAAAUGAAGUUUAGUAUCACAGUUUAUACUUGUUUUUAAUCUUAGCACUUCAGCCUUCUAAAUUAAUCUUGUAGAAAAAGAAGUGACACUAACUCUGCUGUAGUGAUACAUGUUUCCAACAUCUCAGUCAGGAUUUGGACGCGUAUUUGGAUCAGUGAAGAACUUCAGUCUGCUCUUGUGAUGAGACUCUUAAAUGAAAACAAGUCAGAUACAACAAAAUUGUAUUAGGAUUUGUAAAAAAUUUAAUAUGGUGUCAGCAAAGAGGUUUAAUACCUCUUAAACUUGUGGACUUAGUCUUGUUGACUUACAAGCUGCUUACGUGCUUAUUAAGCAAGUGCUGAAGUUGAUUCAUGCAUUAAAGAAGUAACAGUCAGGCUAAGGGCUUCACGUUGGAGGUAAGCUGAAACUAAAGAGUACAGUCAGCCAUCUCUCUGUGUCGCUGUCUCAGUCUCUUUUUCUCUUUUUUCCCCUCCCCUUUUUUAUUUGGGACUGGAUUUAAGGAUCAACAGAUGUUAAAGAAUAACGCUUUGAACAGCAGUCUUCCAGCCAGGGCCUGCACCAAGAAUACCUGCUUCUAAGAAGGCUGACGUUGCUAGUCAUUGAAUUACAAGGAAAAACAUUAUUGUGUUCAAAGACAGUAAAACAUGGGUCUAAUUAAAGGCAGAAAUCGUAAUGUCAGUGAACAGCUGUGACUAUUACAGGGCAAUAUCUGCCUUCCUGCAGGUGACUGCUAUGAAUCCUCCUACACACUCACAGCUCUGCGUAUUUCAACAGAGGUUUACAGAGCAGCUUGUGUAUCUUCCAGAUCAGUUGGUCUUACCUACUGAAAGAUGAUGGAGUGUCAGAAAUCUUCUCUUAAAAAUUCCAGAUUUUCCUGAAGAAGUUUGUUGCAAAGAAGUUGCUUUUAUUGUUGGAGGAUGUUUUUAAGGACUUUUUUUUUUUUAAAUGCACCCAUCUAUAUGUGUAGAAACACACACACAAUUUUCUUCUGAUUUUGGAUUUCAAAUGUGUUUCACAGAAUCCAGAAGGUUGUCUCUCCUCUGUCAAUAUUUGUAACUGGUUAAUGAUCAACCUCCUGACCUCAUGGCUGUUCCUGGUGUACAUCCAAAUCUCUCUCCUGUCUUCCCCUAAAAAAAUAAAGAAAAAAGUGAGUAUAAUUGCAUGGUUCUGUGUAAAGUGAAUGCAUUCUGGAUCCUGUGUUUUUGGAAAAAUGAUACAGGCAGCAAAGAGGUAUGUGCUGUCAAAUCCUGGUAAAUUAUUUAGCCUGGGAAGGUAAUAUGAAGAAGUACAAACUUCUGUCUUGUAACUUUUACUGCCAGGUACGUGGUAGAUGUUUUCUCAUUGGGGUUUGUGCAUAUGGUCUUACUUGACAAGAGCAUCAGUAAUUACACAGCAGCUGCCGUCAUUAGAAACUGCUGGCUGAAGUGUGCAGCUCAGCCCUAGCCUGGGAUCCUUUGCAGUUUAAACAAGGCUGUCACUGGAACUGGCUUCUCGCUUCAGGCCUGAUCCAUGCCUCCCGUGUUCAGCAUAGCGCUUUUAUUACUUUUGUGGGCUUUGGAUCAGACCCUGCACCACAUCCUGGGCUAGGUCGAUCUCUGCACGUUGCCUUGUGAACCGUUGGGAUUCCUGUUGUAGUGUACAGCGUCGGUGUGGCUUGGAGGAACAAUGGACAUCAGAUCAAAAUGAAUGGGGUAGAAUUUGCUUUCUUUGUCCCUUCUCUUGUCCUCUUGCUUCUACUUCUUAAUCUUUUUUGCAGGCUAAUUCACCCUUGUUUUUGUGACAGUAUACCAAUUUCAUCUUUCUUUUCCCUCUGAAGGAAAUUGGCAGGAAGUCAGGGUGUUCUGAAUGCUCGCUAGAAUGGAAAGCAGUUCCUCGCUUGUAAUGUUUCUCCUGAUGUGCUCCAUCAACAGCAGCUGUCCGUUUUCGUAUUCAGUGUUUAUGAGAAAAGAUGAAGCACACGAGGUGCUGAAAGUCCAUAAACGUGCUAACUAUUUCCUAGAAGAGAUUCGUCCAGGGAACUUGGAGAGAGAAUGCAAUGAGGAAAAGUGUUCAUUUGAGGAAGCUAAGGAGAUCUUCCAUUCACAGGAGAAAACGAUGGAGUUUUGGUUCAAUUACAAAGGUUUAAAUCCAUGUAGUACAAAUCCCUGUAACAAUGGUGGAGUCUGCAAAAUAAGACACUACAAUUACUUUUGCAUCUGCCCCCCAAAAUUUGGAGGAGACAACUGUGAAAAAGAGAAGUUUGAAUGCUGGUAUAAGAACGGUGGGUGCUGGCAGUACUGCAGGGAUGGCAGCAGCGCCUUUCACGUGGUGUGUUCCUGUGCAAAGGAUUACACCCUGCAUGAGGAUGGGAAGAGAUGCAUGCAAGCAGCACCAUUUCCAUGUGGCCUGAUUAAAGCCAGGCAGGCUCUGGAGGAACAGCGGCUGGGGCAGAAAAGGCUACUGAGGGGACUGCGUGAGCACAGGGAUGAUGUAGCCAAGUGGAAUGAGAGUAUGGAGGGUGCAGUUAGGCAAACGGAGCUGGAACAAAGUGCUCUUGGGGCAAAAGGGCCCUUAAAGGAUGCCUUUGGGCAGAGCAUGCACAUGGAGGGUGACGCUGGACAAACUGAGGUGGCAGGGGAUGCUUCCAGCUGGAACAAGACCCUGGUGGACUCCAUGACCCAGAAGCCACUGGGGGAUGGUGCUGCUGGGCAGGAGGCGGCUGUCCCUGCGCAGGACGAGGCAGUGGAGGGGACUGCCAGGACUGGCAAGCCCGGGAGAGGCCCAGCUCUGAGGACUGAGCCAACCCCAGGCCCUGCAUGGCAGAACAAGACCAUGGCGCCUGCUGCUUGGCAGAAAGAAAGGGUGGAAAAUGCUGCUGGGCAAAACCAAACAGGGGAGAGCACUGGCCAGAGCAAAACAGGGGCCGUUCAAACCGUGCGUGAUGGUCUUAAUCAGAGCAGUGACUGGGGAAACGUUUCAGCCACACCUCAGUUCAUCCAGGUAAACGUCAGCUCUACCUUAGAGCACAAUGACUCCAGGAUAAUGGGAGGAACUUUGUGUCGUCGUGGACAUUGCCCCUGGCAGGUUUUGAUCCGGAAUAGUAAAGAUACUGGUUUCUGUGGAGGGAGUUUAAUCAGCAGUCGCUGGGUGGUCACUGCUGCUCACUGCCUUGAUCUUGUCAGACCACACCACGUUACCGUAGGAGACUUCGACAAAUACCAAAGAGAAUUCAAAGAACAGAAGAUUGGUGUGGAACGGACCUGGGCACAUCCACAUUAUGAUUCAAAUCACUACAACGGUGACAUCGCCUUGUUGUACUUGAGCAGUGAUGUUAUUUUUAAUGAGUAUGCAAUUCCCAUCUGCCUUCCAAGCCCUAACCUUGCCACCCUGCUGUCUGAAGAAGGAAGAAUAGGGAUGGUAAGCAGAUGGGGUGCCACUCACGACAGAGGUUCGACUCUGCGCUUCCUCAUGAAAGUCUGGCUGCCCAUUGUGAACAUGGAGACCUGUCAGCGGUCAACAGACAGACUCAUUACUGACAACAUGUUCUGUGCAGGUUACAACACUGAGGUUGCAGACACCUGCAAAGGGGACAGCGGUGGCCCUUUCACAGUGCCUUACCACAACACUUGGUUUCUCUUGGGGAUUGUAAGCUGGGGGGAGGGCUGUGCUGAAAAAGGAAAAUAUGGUGUAUAUACAAGAGUGUCCAACUACAUCCCCUGGAUUCAAGAGAUUGUUGAAAGUGUAGCAGAUGUGGAAAACAUUUCCAUUAACUUCUCUAAAUACCACUUUUAAAAGUGGGGACAACUCUAAUAGUCUGUUUCAGUCUAAGACUCAAGGCAGUUCCUCUCCCUUACUGGUAUAAAAUCAAGAUUAUUGUUGAAGCAAUUUUGAGUCUGUUCACUAUUUGUGGUAAAAUUGUUCAUUCAAGUAUUACUGAGUAAAAUACUUGUAUAUAAUGAAAGAACUAUUCGGCAAAUAACAAA
Messenger RNA from Harpia harpyja (harpy eagle), 4625 nucleotides. Its product is annotated as coagulation factor IX-like. Gene Ontology annotation, biological process: proteolysis. The record is from RefSeq and is a predicted model, not a curated record. Gene Ontology annotation, molecular function: calcium ion binding; serine-type endopeptidase activity. Lineage: Eukaryota; Metazoa; Chordata; Aves; Accipitriformes; Accipitridae. Gene Ontology annotation, cellular component: extracellular region.